Molecule: messenger RNA, 3380 nt
Organism: Crotalus tigris (Tiger rattlesnake)
Lineage: Eukaryota; Metazoa; Chordata; Lepidosauria; Squamata; Viperidae
Product: toll-like receptor 6
Exons: 2
Coding region: 106-2904 (932 amino acids)
Biological process (GO): immune response; toll-like receptor signaling pathway; cellular response to bacterial lipopeptide
Cellular component (GO): membrane
Molecular function (GO): Toll-like receptor 2 binding; transmembrane signaling receptor activity; lipopeptide binding
Source: RefSeq, a predicted model, not a curated record
AUCUUCCAUGCUCCCCUCCCUCCUUCCCUCCCUCCCUCCUUUUCUCUCCUUCUCCCUGCCUGGGAGGGGGUCCGGCGGCCUGCUCUAGCCAAGAAUGCAAUUUAAAUGUUUUUUGGGGAGGGGAAGGGGGGGGAAAGCCCCUUUUCUCCCCAUCUUCGCUGCCUGGGAGGGGGGCCGGCGGCUUGGUCUAGCGGAGAGGGAAAGUUCCUCUUUCCACUUUCACUUUUGCUCAGCCCGGAUUUCCCCCCGCCGGUCGGAAAGAGUCCGGGGGCGACGGGGAGGAGCGGGGGGGGGGAGGCAGUCUUCCCGGCAAGGAGAAGGAGAAACGGGCCACCUCCUUCUGUUCAGAAAAGCAGGCGAGUCCCGAGCGGAGCGACACGCGUCUCCGCACGUCUGAAGGCAGGCAGGCAGGCAGGCGCGCGCUGCCUUUUUCAAACCCUCGUGGAACCGCCGUAUCCAAAACAAAAACUCGGGCAGGUCGUUUCAUCCUUCCAAGAACGAUGCCCAGCUGAGAGAAGCCUCAACCCUACCGUCCUUAUGGCUGGAAGGAAAAUGUCAGCUACCAACCACUUUCUCUCCGUUUGUAUAUUUGUGAUAACCUUAUGGAAUUUCACCCACUCGGCCACGGAACAUGAACUUAUAGCGAACUAUUCAAAGAAUUCCCUCUUUACGAUUCCCAAAGAUUUAUCAACCCAAACAUCCGUUCUGGAUCUGUCGGAUAAUAAUCUAUCUAAACUAGAAGUCUCUAAUUUUCGCUCCCUUCCCAAUUUAAAAGUGCUAAUUCUGUCUCAUAAUUUUAUCCAAGACAUUGAUCUAGGGGUUUUCCAGCACAACAAAAUCUUAGAGCACCUCGAUCUAUCUCACAACCAUCUAUGGAAUAUGUCUAGUUUCCCUAUGAAAAGCCUCAAGCAUCUAGAUCUGGCUUACAAUGACUUUGUCACCAUGCCGUUGUCCACCGAAUUCAUCAAAGUCACAAAGCUGGACUAUUUUGGAAUUAGUACUAGAAAGCUUCCAAGUGUCGACGCUCUUGUGCGCUUACAAGCGAAGACCCUGUUUCUUGGCUUAGAAGAUCUUAACGAAGAUGGGCCAGGAAACCCUCUAGUGUUCAUUGCAAAGAGGGUUCAGAUUGUGCUCCCUCAAAGCGCAAAAUUUCGCCUCCUCUUGAAUCUGGGGUUCAUCGGUACAGAAAGUUUAGAACUUUCUAAGAUCCCACUGGGGCAAGUUGAAGACUUAAGAACAUUUCUGUCGAAGCUAACUGAAAAAAGCCUGUUGCUAAAUCUGACCAUAACUGACACGAAAUUCAGUUGGAAAGAGCUCAUUGAUGUUUUUAAGGUAGCGGGGAAAUCCAGCAUUAAUCAUCUAACCUUCUUAUAUCCAACCAUUACUACGUUCAACGCUGGAGCUUUGAAAAAUGCGGAUCUCUCAUUAAAGAGUUUAACCAUCAAAUAUACACUCCUUGACACAGGAACAUUUAACCAGGACAUCGUGUACUCAACUUUUUCAAACUUGAACAUUGACAGUUUGACUAUUUCUGAUUCUGGUAUAUUAUAUGUGAUUUGUCCUGAAAAGCCCAGUCGGUUUAAGUACUUAUGUUUUGAAAACAACACAUUGACUGACACAAUGCUAAGAGGCUGCGAACACUUAGCUAUGCUGCAAACGCUCCUUUUACAAAAGAAUAGACUUGAAGAUCUUACCAGGGUGAGUUUAAUGACAAGCAGCAUGACGUCCCUGAAUUAUAUGGAUAUAAGCCAGAAUAAUUUGUACUACAAAGACAGCGGAAACGAAUGCAACUGGGGCGAAAAUAUAACGAAACUGAAUUUGUCAUUCAACAAGUUAACCGACUCGGUUUUUAGAUGUUUGCCGAACAAUAUCCAAAUUUUGGACUUACAAAGUAAUCAUAUUUCAGCUGUGCCUAAAGAGAUCACUAACCUGACUGCUUUAAAGGAGUUAAACUUGGCUUCUAACAGACUCGAUGCCUUUCCAGGAUGCGGCCAUUUUAGCAACCUUCACGUGCUCAACGUAGAAAAUAAUUUUGUCCUGGACCAGUUUUCUGAAUUCUUCCAGACCUGUCAGAAUAUCCAAAGAAUAAACGGAGGACAUAAUCCCUUCCACUGCAACUGUGAAUUAAGGCAGUUGAUUCAUCUUCAGAAAGAAGAAUCCGUGGCGUUAGUUGGUUGGCCUGAUGCUUAUAGGUGUGACUCUCCCAGCGGCAUAAGAGAAACUCUUUUAAAAGAUUUCCAUAUUUCUGAACUUGAGUGCAACGUGACUCUCUUGAUUAUAGUUGUUCUCGUGGUUACUCUGUUGAUAAUAGCCGUUGUAGCCUUCCUCUGCAUCCGCUUUGACAUUCCUUGGUAUUUCAAGAUGAUCUGGGGCUGGAGCCAAGUGAAACGCCGGAUAUGGAAGAAUAAAUCGGAAGAUAUCUCUGAGAACAUCCAGUAUCAUGCGUUUGUGUCCUACAGCGAGCAUGACGCUCACUGGGUCAAAACUGAGCUAAUUUCCAAUCUGGAGAAGGAAGACGGAUCCUUAAAGAUCUGUCAACACGAGAGGGACUUCAUCGCCGGGAAGAGCAUUGUGGAGAACAUCAUAGACUCCAUAGAGAAGAGCUACAAGUCCAUCUUCGUGCUGUCUCCCAAUUUCGUGCAGAGCGAGUGGUGCCAUUACGAGCUGUAUUUUGCUCAUCACAAGUUAUUCAGCGAGAACGCCGACGGUUUAAUUCUGAUUUUGUUGGAGCCCAUACCGGCCUACCUCAUUCCCGCCAAGUACUACAAACUCAAAGCUCUCAUGGCCAAGAGGACCUACUUGGAAUGGCCAAAAGACAAGAGAAAGCAUGCCUUUUUCUGGACUAAUCUCCGUGCAGCUCUCCAGAUUAAACUGCCAAACCCUGAAGAAAUGAAUGAGCUCUAGGUAAGGAGGCUAACCACCAAAGACAGUGGUGUCCAUCAUUUUUUUCAUGACAGACAAAUGGUUUUUGGUAGCGUAGUUACCAAAACCAAAUUCUCUUUUGGAUCGUGACUUAUAAAGAAGAGGGAUGUCUAACUCAACUUUAUCCGUACCGGUUUUAUAUAUUUUUAAAAAUAUUAAAUUAAUAAUUUUCCCUUUUCUAGUUCUUGCAUUCUGACACGGAACGACACAAAAUCCAUAUCGGAUAUGAAAACAUCUAACAACUACUGUAUAAAGAAAACAAAUGUUGCCAGCAUCCUGAUGUGUAUAUAUUUGAAGACCUUUUAAAAGUGGCUUUUUUUAUUUGGUAUAAUUUCCCUGACUUUUCUCCUUCCUAGUUUUUGUAUUGUGUUUGAUUUUGGCUAGAGUCACCUUGCAUUUGUUUAAAAAUUAUCUAGGUCGGUGUUCCAAAAAUUAAAAAAAAAAAUCAUGAAAAAAAA